This is a messenger RNA of Clonostachys rhizophaga, 1263 nucleotides long. Lineage: Eukaryota; Fungi; Ascomycota; Sordariomycetes; Hypocreales; Bionectriaceae. The record is from the annotation of a GenBank genome assembly.
AUGUUGGUAGUGACAACAAUGGCGACCUCCAACCUCAGAAGCGUGUCUUGGAACAACGCCGAUGAUUACGAGUCCGAAGGUGAGCUUCAUACUCGUGCCGUCAAAUUCCUGGACGCGGUCAACUGGGAGGCAUUGACGUCCCUCGCAUCGAAGCUACGGGAUGGCACUCGUUGUCGGAUCGAGCAACCAUACUCCAUUGGACACUUCAACAUGGUUCGUAGAAUCACUUUCACAGACGAUGUUAGCUGGGUGGCAAGAUUGCGGAUGCCCGAUCUCGAUGCCGUUUUUGGCUCGCGGGAGGGCCUCGACCCUACCAGCUUGAUGCGAGUGGAAGUCGCGACAAUGAAGUAUCUAAGCCGCAAUACGAGUGUUCCUGUGCCUGAGGUGUAUCAUUACGACUUCAGCCGAGACAACAGUAUCGGUGCGCCUUUCAUCCUGAUGAGCUACAUCCAUGGUAAUGCAGCAAGUGAGCUGCGACUACAAAAAGAUUGCCCACCCAGGCUGUUCGGUACGGCGGAGCAAGACAAGGCAUUUAGACGACAGAUGGCCGACAUCCAAGUACAAUUGGCUGCGAUUCAGUUUGAUCGUAUCGGUUCCCUUUAUGAGGAUGGUGACAAUUUCAUCAUAGGCCCGGAACCAGAGACUGGUGAUGGGCCGUGGGAUACCGCUGCCGACUACUAUAUCAGCUGGGUGCGUCAUAUUGUAGAAGUUGCUGAGCGGGAUGCCGACCCAGAAGUGAAGAAGAGGCCAUCGUUCAAAUUGCCCGAGUCAUUCCUCCCUCUGAUGCAUCAGUACAGCACCGACAUGACAAGUCGUGGCCCGCUCAGACUGGUCAAUCGAGACUUUGGUGCCCACAACUUGCUGGUUGACGACAAUUUCAACAUUGUUGGGCUCAUCGAUUUGGAUGGUGUCAUGGCAGCUCCAAUCGACUUGGUUGCUCAAUUCCCUACCCUCACAGGCCUAGACAGAGAGGUCCCCGGGCACAAAGAGACAAAGCCAGCUGCCAUCGAGCGCAUCGUGGCCACCAGGCCGCUGCUUGCCGAAUACCAACGCUUGUUGGCAUCAUCUCAGCAGCAGUCCGUUCCGGAACAUGAGAGUGCUGUCAGGGCUAUUCUCGCCGACCGGAUCACAUCAGACGGCGCCACCAUUGUCUAUGGUUUGACAAGAUUCGCAGGUCACCAAGGUUUCGUCAACGAUAAAUGGACGAAUGCCUUUGAAAGAUAUAUGGGCAGCAAGGCAAUUGACAGUGAUGCAGCUUCAUGA